Molecule: messenger RNA, 946 nt
Organism: Paramecium tetraurelia
Lineage: Eukaryota; Ciliophora; Oligohymenophorea; Peniculida; Parameciidae
Exons: 3
Molecular function (GO): phosphoenolpyruvate mutase activity
Source: RefSeq, a predicted model, not a curated record
AUGUUCAAAUUUCUUCUUAGGCCCUCAUCAUUGUUUUCCAAAAGAACAACCAAACUCAAGCAUUUGAUCUAAUCAAAAGAAUUGGAGUUUAUCAUGGAAGCUCAUAAUGGACUAUCAGCUCUUAUAGUGCAAGAAGCAGGUUUCAAAGGCAUUUGGGCUUCAGGAUUAUCAAUGUCAGCUUAAUUGGGAGUAAGAGAUUGCAACGAGGCUUCUUGGACUUAAUUGUUGGAAGUCUUAGAAUUCAUGGCAGAAAGAACUACGAUUCCAAUAUUAAUGGAUGGCGAUACAGGAUUUGGAAAUUACAAUAAUGCAAGAAGAUUAGUAAGGAAAUUGGAAGAGAGAGGGAUUGCUGGAGUGUGUUUUGAAGAUAAGAUCUUCCCCAAAAGAAACUCUUUGGGUGACGGGGCCUAAGAAUUGGCAAACAUUUAGGAAUUUUCAAAUAAGAUCAAGGCAUGCAAAGACCAUUAGAGGGAUAAAGACUUUUAGAUAGUGGCUAGAUGUGAAGCAUUCAUUGCUGGAUGGGGUUUGGAUAGUGCCUUAGAGAGAUGUGAAGCUUACAGAAAGGCUGGGGUUGAUGCUGUUUUGAUUCACAGUAAGAAAAGUGAUUUUACAGAAAUCGAGUAAUUUUUAAAGGCUUGGAAUAAUCGAUUGCCAGUUGUGUUGGUUCCAACAAAUUAUUACAAGACACCAACUGAGGAAUUUAGAAAAAACAAUGUAAGUUUGGCAAUAUGGGCUAAUCACAAUUUAAGGGCGAGUGUAAAGGCCAUGCAAGACACAAGCAAACAAAUAUUUGAGAGACAAAAUUUAUUGGGAUUGGAUUAGAUAGCGAGUGUUAAGGAGGUGUUCAGAUUGUAAAAUGAGAAAGGGUUAGAGGAGGAUGAUAAGAAAUAUUUAUGACAUAGUAUUAUUAUUAAAUGUUUUAAUGAAAUUCGAUAUAUUAAAUAAA